AUGAGCUCUCUGCUCUCCUCUGACUGGCUCAGGGACAAUACAUCUGGGUUUCUCUCGACCUUCCUGCUGGGUCUGGGCCUGCUGAUGCUGAAGGGGGUCCAGUUGUACCUGCGCAGGCAGAGGCUGCUUCGAGAUUUCCAGAGUUUUCCAGGCCCUUCUUCCCACUGGCUCUAUGGGAACGUGUUGGAGUUCCCAGUGGAAGAGGAGCUAAAAUACACAGUUUCUUUGGUGGAGAAGUUCCCCUGUGCCUUUUCCCGGUGGUUCUCGGGCUUCAUGACUUUUCUUCAGGUCUACGACCCUGACUACAUGAAGGUGAUAUUGGCCAAGAAAGAUCCGAAGGCUCACGGCGUCUAUAGGUUUCUCAUCCCCUGGAUUGGGAAAGGGCUGCUGGUCCUUAAUGGGUCAGCCUGGUUCCAGCACCGGCGGCUGCUGACACCUGCCUUCCACAGUGACAUCCUGAAGCCUUAUGUGGGGCUGAUGGCUGACUCUGUCCGAGUGAUGCUGGAUAAAUGGGAGAAGCUUAGUGACCAGGGUUCGAGCCUGGAGAUCUUUGAGCAUGUCAGCCUAAUGACCUUGGACUCCCUCAUGAAGUGCACCUUCAGUCAUCAGAGUAACUGCCAGACAGAGAGGAAUUCCAAUUCCUACAUCCAAGCUGUUCGUGACCUAACCUACCUGCUGACUUCUCGAGUGCAGAAUGGCCUCCACCACAAUGAUACCAUCUACUGGCUCAGCUCUGCGGGACGCAGAACCCGCCAGGCUGCACGAAGGGCCCAUCAGUACACAGACCAGGUGAUUCAGAGGAGAAAACAACAACUCCAACAGAAAGGAGAACUGGAAUCCAUCUCCAAAAAGAGACAUUUGGAUUUCCUGGACAUCCUUCUCUGUGCCAGGACAGAGAGCGGGGCCAGCUUGUCAAAUGAGGAGCUGAGGGCUGAGGUGGACACGUUCAUGUUUGAGGGCCAUGACACCACUGCCAGUGGCAUUUCCUGGCUCCUGUAUAUAUUGGCCACACAUCCUGAACAUCAGCAGCGAUGUCGGGAGGAGAUCAGGGAAGUCCUGGGGGAUGGGCGCUCCAUCACCUGGGAUCACCUGGGCCAGCUUCCCUACACCACCAUGUGCAUCAAAGAAGCCCUCCGUCUCUAUCCUCCUGUGCCAUCUAUUUCUAGGAAUCUCAAAGAGACCAUCACCUUUCCAGAUGGACGCUGCUUAACUGCAGGAAACUCAGUUUCACUGCACAUAUAUGCUCUUCACCACAACCCCAAAGUGUGGUCAGAUCCAGAAGUGUUUGAUCCUCUCCGGUUCUCCCCUAAGAACCAGGCAUUCCAGCAUUCCCACGCCUUCCUGCCCUUCUCAGCAGGAUCCAGGAACUGCAUCGGACAGAAGUUUGCCAUGAAUGAAAUGAAGGUGGUUCUUGCUCUGACUCUGCUACUUUUUGAGCUGAAGCCAGAUACCAUGAAGCCUCCCCUGCCCAUUUCAGAGGUGGUUCUCAGGUCCCAGAAUGGGAUCCACCUCUGGCUGAAAAGACUCCAUUGA
Molecule: messenger RNA, 1533 nt
Organism: Dromiciops gliroides (monito del monte)
Lineage: Eukaryota; Metazoa; Chordata; Mammalia; Microbiotheria; Microbiotheriidae
Product: cytochrome P450 4A11-like
Exons: 12
Coding region: 1-1533 (510 amino acids)
Molecular function (GO): heme binding; oxidoreductase activity, acting on paired donors, with incorporation or reduction of molecular oxygen; monooxygenase activity
Source: RefSeq, a predicted model, not a curated record